AUGACUAAUCAUAAUGCGUUACUCUCCGAUGCAAAAGGCAGCAUCGGAGUCGCGGGUAGGAUUUCUGUAUCGAACCAAUCUCUGUUUUCUCCGGGGGGUGGACGAUACAUCAGCAUUCCCCGGAAGAAACUUGUGCAGAAGCUAGAGGCUGACCCGAGCCAAACCCGGAUCAACACUUGGAUCGAAGCCAUGAGAGCUUCUUCCCCGACCCGGUCCCGACCUGGGAACAUUUCCUCCCUCCCCGAAUCCUCCAAUGACGAAGAAGACUCUUCUUGGAUGGCUCAACACCCCUCGGCUUUAAGCAUGUUCCAAGAGAUCGUGGAAGCUUCGAAAGGGAAACAAAUCGUUAUGUUUCUUGAUUACGACGGUACAUUAUCGCCCAUUGUAGAAAAUCCAGACCACGCUUAUAUGACCGACGAGAUGAGAGAGGCCGUGAAAGGCGUCGCUAGAUAUUUCCCUACCGCGAUUGUCACUGGAAGAUGCCGCGAUAAGGUUCGUAAAUUCGUGAAACUCCCUGGACUUUACUAUGCCGGUAGCCAUGGAAUGGAUAUUAAAGGACCUUCCAAAAAAACCAAACACAACAAGAACAACAAAGGUAUUCUUUUCCAAGCGGCGAAUGAGUUCUUGCCCAUGAUUGACCAGGUGACCAAGUGUCUAGUGGAGAAAAUGAGAGAAGUAAAAGGAGCAACCGUCGAGAAUAACAAGUUCUGUGUCUCCGUACAUUACCGUUGUGUUGAUCAAAAUGACUGGGGAGUAGUAGUGGAACACGUGACAUCUAUAUUGAGUGAGUAUCCAGAACUGAGAUUAACACAAGGAAGAAAAGUUAUAGAGAUCAGACCAACCAUCAAGUGGGACAAAGGCAAAGCUCUCGAGUUCUUGCUUGAGUCUUUAGGAUUCGCUCACUGUAACAAUGUUUUGCCCAUCUACAUCGGAGAUGAUCGAACGGACGAGGAUGCUUUUAAGGUACUGAGAGAGAAAGAACAAGGCUUUGGUAUACUUGUGUCCAAAGUUCCAAAGGAAACGAAUGCUACAUAUUCUCUACAAGAACCUUCCGAGGUAGAAGAAUUUUUGCGACGACUGGUGGAAUGGAAACAAAUGCCACUAAGAGGACGAUAG
This is a messenger RNA of Arabis nemorensis, 1116 nucleotides long. Lineage: Eukaryota; Viridiplantae; Streptophyta; Magnoliopsida; Brassicales; Brassicaceae. The record is from the annotation of a GenBank genome assembly.